UCUAACUGACAAGAGUCCACAACGAAGGACAAGCUGCACUUACACCAUCAAGCUGUUGCUGAGUUGCAAGUAUCGCUUAUUAAAAAUAAUGUCGGACUCAAUUAAAAAUGUGGCGAUAUUUGGAGCUACGGGAAUGACCGGACUGGCGACCCUACCACUAGCAGUGGCUGCAGGGUACAAUGUCACUGUGCUGGUGCGGGACCCUACCAAGCUGCCCGCAGACCACAAGGCAUCCAGGGUGGUAGUGGGAGACGUGCUGAACAAAGAUGACGUGAAGAAGACCAUGGAGGGCCAGGACGCCGUUAUCAUUAUCUUGGGCACAAGGAACGACCUCAGUCCAACUACCAUGAUGUCUGAAGGUACCAAAAACAUUGUGGAUGUCAUGAAGGCUCGUGGGAUCCGCAAAGUUAUUGGCUGCAUGUCAGCCUUCCUGCUGUGGGACCGCUCUAAAGUGCCACCCCGUCUGGUUCCUGUGACUGAGGACCACGACAGGAUGUACACAGUGCUGAAGACGUCUGGGCUGGACUACGUGGCCGUCAUGCCUCCUCACAUCGGUGGCGAUCUCCCCCUGACAGAGAAGUACCAGACGGCAGAGAAUAUGCUGAGAGGAAGAGCCAUUUCUAAACACGACCUGGGACAUUUCUUUGUCAAGUGUCUGUCCACCACAGAGUGGGACGGCAAGACAGCGGGACUGUGGGGAGAGUACAAAUAAUCCUAAAUGACAGGAUAGUGUUUUCUUAGUUUUUCCUGUUUUGAUAAACCACUAAUAUUUUCCUUUUAAUAUUUUAUUUGAUGUUGUUAUAUUUUUAUACUAAUUUCAGUUUAACACAUAGGAGAUAUUUUAAGAACCGAUCCUGUACUUGUUUACAUUGCUUUACAUCAAAUCUUUCUUUUAACAUCAACAAUCUUUUGGUAUUGAAGCUUUUAAAUGGAAUGUUUGUCGUGUGAUUCUUUCUGAUGCUCUUUGUACCAGUUGAAAAUAAAAAGACUUUGUUGUACAAAAAGGUGUGGGGAAAGAGUAAAGUCUCAUGUGAAAGAGCAUAACUGCAGGCUAUUUGAGUGAUAAAACAAUUAAUGAUAAUAAUAAUACAAUUAUAUAAUACAAUAUAGUUAAGAGAUAAGAUAAGAUGUUAUUGUUGGGAGAAAUUCAAAUUGACACAGCAGUAUAGUGGAAAAAAGUAGCAGUGUAAGGAUGAAAGUGAUAAAAUAAAUAAAAUAAAAUACUAUAGUAAACUGGAUCUUUGUAUAA
Molecule: messenger RNA, 1249 nt
Organism: Scomber japonicus (chub mackerel)
Lineage: Eukaryota; Metazoa; Chordata; Actinopteri; Scombriformes; Scombridae
Gene: blvrb
Product: biliverdin reductase B
Exons: 5
Coding region: 89-712 (207 amino acids)
Source: RefSeq, a predicted model, not a curated record